Messenger RNA from Saitoella complicata NRRL Y-17804, 1783 nucleotides. RefSeq names its product WD40 repeat-like protein. The transcript has a single exon. Gene Ontology annotation, cellular component: U4/U6 x U5 tri-snRNP complex. The coding region runs from base 170 to 1648 and encodes 492 amino acids. Gene Ontology annotation, molecular function: U4 snRNA binding; U6 snRNA binding; protein binding. The record is from RefSeq and is a predicted model, not a curated record. Gene Ontology annotation, biological process: mRNA splicing, via spliceosome. Lineage: Eukaryota; Fungi; Ascomycota; Saitoellomycetes; Saitoellales; Saitoellaceae.
GCCCUCCCUCAACAACUGCAAUAAGGUUCGUACCUGGCAUGCACGUGAUUGCGUACCCAGCUGGCCCCCCAUUUCCUUGCAGCAACGACGAACGAAGUAUACUUGAACAGUCAGGCCGAUCCAAUCCUACGAUUCCGAAUAUCAACGAGAACGACGAUUGAGAAUCGCAAUGUCGCUCCUCAAAGACCUCCCGACAGUAACGGCGUCCCAAUCCUACACCUCCGACCAAUCCGCCCUCCUCGCAUCCCUCGACCUCAAACGCCGUGCGGCACGAGUCGCCGCACCAACAGAUGACGCAAAAGUCCGCCACAUGCUCCGUAACCUCGGAGAGCCAAUCACUCUCUUUGCUGAAGGUCCCGCCGAGCGAAGAGAUCGGUUAAAGUUGGUGCUUGCGAAAAAGGAGGAGGAGGACAGUGAUUUCGACAUGGAUGCGGAAGAGGAGGAGGGCGAGGGCGAGGAACAGGAGGAGUUCUAUACACCUGGUUCGGAGGAGCUACUUUCUGCGCGGAGAAAAAUGGCCGAGUAUUCAUUACCAAGAGCGAAAGCCCGUCUACGCAUCGAAUCCCACGACGCGAAAAUAUCGUUACCGAAUCAUAUCAAUCAACGGAAAGCACUACGGAAAGUCUUGGUACAGACAGCGGCGAUGGGAGCGCAGUUGACGGGUGAUAGACCGACGGGUAUCGCGCGGUUCAGUCCGGACGGAAGGAGGUUCGCGACAGGUGAUUGGGGAGGCGGUGUCAAGGUGUGGAGAGUGGGUGAUAUGGAAUGUGAGAGUGCAAAGUAUGGAGGGCAUAGGGAUAGGGUCGGUGGGUUAUCCUGGAAUCCUGAUACCACCUCGAUUCUGGAAUUAGCGACCGGUGGGGGCGACGGAGAAUUGGCGUUAUGGAGCACAAACAACGACAAACCGGAACCACUGCAUCUCUUGAAAGACAUCCACACCCACCGCGUUAACCGCGUCGCAUUCCACCCCUCCGGGCAAUACCUCGCCUCCGCCUCCGCCGACACAACCUGGUCCCUCAUCGACCUGCCAACCCUCACCCCCCUCCUCCACCAAUCAGGGCACUCCCGCGCCGUCUACGCACUCGCCCCCCACCCUGACGGCUCACUCCUCGCGACAGGAGGUCAAGACGCCAUUGGCCGCGCAUGGGAUCUGAGAACGGGACGAACGAUCAUGGUGUUAGAUGGGCAUGUGGGGGAUGUCCUUGGACUGGAUUGGGCGGAGGAUGGGUAUAGAGUUUUGAGUGCGGCUGGAGAUGGAAGUGUGAAGGUGUGGGAUUUGAGGGCGGUUAGGUGUGUUGCGACCAUCCCUGCCCAUAAAGGGUUGGCGAGUGAUGUCAGGUGGUGUAAGGGUGGGGAUAUCACUGCACCCCCAAAAUCACAGCCUGCUGCGGCAGAUCCGGACGCGAUGGAUGUGAGUCAGGAUGCGGAGGAUGAACUACCCGCUGAUCGACCAAGUGGGCGGAGUACGUGGUUCGCGACGAGUGGGUAUGACGCGAGCGUGAAUUUGUGGUCGGCGGAUGAUUGGACGCUCGUGAAGACUUUGAAGGGACAUGAUGGGAAGGUGAUGAGUUGUGAUGUUAGUCCUGGGGGUGAGCAUAUUCUUAGUAGUGGGUGGGAAAGGGUUGUUAGGAUGUGGGGGCGGGAUUGAACAUGACAAUUGCAAGCCUAGAUUUUCGUGGGGAGUGGCCAGAAUUAUGUUUAGACGUGACAUUAGGUAUGGAGGAAAACACUUCUUCAGUAGCGGGUGAUCAGUACUAAGCACUCGAAACUUUGUAGCACGAGA